Molecule: messenger RNA, 1120 nt
Organism: Erigeron canadensis
Lineage: Eukaryota; Viridiplantae; Streptophyta; Magnoliopsida; Asterales; Asteraceae
Product: cyclin-dependent kinase inhibitor 3
Exons: 3
Coding region: 131-811 (226 amino acids)
Biological process (GO): negative regulation of cyclin-dependent protein serine/threonine kinase activity
Cellular component (GO): nucleus
Molecular function (GO): cyclin-dependent protein serine/threonine kinase inhibitor activity
Source: RefSeq, a predicted model, not a curated record
UCCUAAUUUUUCCCCCCAACUCAUUUCCCCCCCCUUUCAUACUCUCUCUCUUUCUCUCUCCCUCAAACCCCCAAAUUCAAGUUUUAUGAAACCCUAAUUUCCCCUAAUCAAUCAAAUCAAAAUUACAAAUAUGGGCAAAUACAUGCGCAAAUCAAAGCUAUCAAACGACGUCGUAGCAGUCAUGGACGUCUCUCAGUCAACUCUAGGUGUCCGUACACGCGCCAAAACCCUAGCCUUACAAAAACUUCAAAAUUCAGUCAAUGGCGCCGGAGAUUCGUCGGUGCCGGAUCAUAAGCACGAGAUGGCUUAUAUGCAGCUGCGCAGCCGGAAGCUAGAGAAGCCGCCGGUGGCAAGUUUCCGUCAGCAAAACGGUAACUCUCGGUUGGUUGUUUGCUCGGGUGGGUCUUGCUCUGUUAAUUCCGGGUCGGGUCAUGAAAAAGAUCGAAUUUUGAAUGAUACCCAGAUCAAAGUUGAAGAAUUUGGUACUCUAGAAGCUUCUUGUGGUGAAAAUAAUGCUGAUUUUGAAAGCAGAGAGAGGAGUACCAGGGAAAGCACACCUUGUAGCUUUAUAAGGGACUCAAAUGCCAUUAGUACUCCCGGAUCUAGUACAAGGCCGGCAAUUCAAAAUGAUUCUAAUCAAAUUAUACAGAAUUCCAUUCAGAGGAUCAUGCCUUCAGCACAGGAGAUCGAAGAGUUCUUCGUCCAUCAUGCAUUGGAGCAGCAACGGCGCUUUUCUGAAAAGUACAACUUCGAUAUUGUGAAUGAAAACCCGCUUCAAGGUCGCUAUGAAUGGGUGAGAGUGCAACCCUAGAUGGGGAUGGAUAUAUAUAAUCAUGCAGGAUAGGGCGAACAUCAUAAUGCGAAGAUAAGAAACUAGAAUUAGUGAUCUCUAGUGGUAUGUAAAGAGCAAACAAAAAUAGUUGUGUAAUCUAAUGAUCUAAGAUAACAGAGCCUGAUGAAUUACACACUAACAUAGUUAGGUUAGAAGGGAAGCAUAAAUGUUUUUACCUUUCGCAAGUCAUAAAUAAUUGCUAAGUUUCUUGUUUAUUUAGGUUUCAGUUGGACAAUUUUCAUGUUUAAUGAUUUAGUGGUUGUCACUCACUCAAAAGCUCUUUGUCAA